AUGAUUGCAGGCCCGUCAGGUAUGGAUCUCUGGCAGCUGCUGUUGACCUUGGCACUGGCAGGCUCAAGCGAUGCUUUUUCUGGAACUGAGGCCACACCAGCUAUCCUUGACGGAGCAACCCCGAGUCUGCAAAUAUUUGAUUCAGACCUAGAGACAAAUUCUUCUGGGGAGUCUACAUUCACCAAGUGCCGUUCCCCUGAACUAGAGACAUUUUCAUGCCACUGGACCAAUGAGAUUCAUCACAAUUUAAGGAACCCAGGAGUUGUGCAAUUGUUCUAUAUUAAUAGGAGAACUCAGAAAUGGACUCAUGAAUGGAAAGAAUGCCCAGAUUAUGUCUCUGCUGGAGAAAACAGCUGUUACUUUAAUUCAUCUUAUACUUCCGUUUGGACACCCUACUGUAUCAAGCUAAUUAACAAUGGUAGUACGGUGGAUCAAAAAUGUUUCUCUAUUGAUGAAAUAGUGCAGCCAGACCCACCGCUUGGCCUUAACUGGACUUUGCUGAACAUCAGUUUGACGGGAAUUCAUGCUGAUAUCCAAGUGAGAUGGGAACCUCCAGCCAGUGCAGAUAUUCGUAAGGGAUGGAUAAUCUUAGAGUAUGAACUUCAAUACAAAGAAGUAAAUGAGACCCAGUGGAAAAUGAUGGACCCUAUAUUAGCAACAUCAGUUCCGGUGUACUCAUUGAAGCUGGAUAAGGAGUACGAAGUGCGAGUGAGAUCCAAGCAACAUAGCCAUGAAAGAUACAGCGAGUUCAGUGAGGUGCUCUAUGUAACACUUCCUCAUAUGAGCCCAUUUGCAUGUGAAGAAGAUGUCCGUUUUCCAUGGUUGUUAACAACUAUCUUUGGAAUAUUUGGGCUAGCGGUGAUGCUCUUUGUAUUCAUAUUUUCUGAACAACAAAGGAUUAAGAUGCUGGUUCUGCCCCCAGUUCCAGUUCCAAAAAUUAAAGGAAUUGAUUCAGACCUUCUCAAGGAAGGAAAACUAGAAGAAGUAAACACAAUCCUAGCCAUCCAUGACAACUAUAAACCUGCAUUCUACAAUGAUGACUCUUGGGUUGAAUUUAUUGAGCUAGACAUUGAUGACCCUGGUGAAAAGACUGGGGGAUCAGACACAGACAGACUUCUAAGCAUUGACUCUCAAAAAUCACUUCCUAUCCUUGGGGCGAAGGAUGAUGAUUCUGGACGUACCAGCUGUUAUGAACCUGACAUUCUGGAGUCUGAUUUCAAUGCCAGUGACACAUGUGAUGGUACCUUAGGGGUGGCUCAGCCACAGAGGUUAAAAGGGGAAGCAGAUCUCUUGUGCCUUGACCAGAAUCACAAUAGCUCGCUGCCUGUUGAUGCAGGUCAACAGCCCAACCUCACCCUAGCAGAGGAAAUUAAACCAAGACCACUUCUUAUUGAUGGUACUGAGUUGGCUCAUCAAGGUCAGCUCAGCAAUCUAAAUUCACUGGCAAACAUCGACUUUUAUACCCAAGUAAGUGACAUUACACCAGCAGGGAGCGUGGUCCUUUCCCCAGGCCAGAAACUUAAAGCAGGGAUAUCCCCGUGUGACAUGCACCCAGAAGUUGUUUCGCCCUGCCAAGCCAAAUUCAUCAUGGACAAUGCCUACUUCUGUGAGACAGAUGCCAAAAAGUGUAUCACCGUGGCCCCUCACAUCCAGGUUGUACCACGUCUGGAGCCGAGCUUUAACCAGGAGGACAGUUACAUCACCACAGAAAGCCUUACCACUACUGCUAUGAGGUCUGGGCCAGAAAGAGUGUCCAGUUCUGAGAUGCCUGUCCCAGACUAUACCUCCAUCCAUAUAGUACAAUCACCACAGGGCCUCAUCCUCAAUGCAACUGCCUUGCCCUUGCCUGACAAAGAGUUCCUCACAUCGUGCGGCUAUGUGAGCACAGACCAACUGAAUAAAGUCAUGCCAUAG
This is a messenger RNA of Elephantulus edwardii (Cape elephant shrew), 1914 nucleotides long. RefSeq names its product growth hormone receptor (gene GHR). The transcript has 9 exons. NCBI's taxonomy places the organism in Eukaryota, Metazoa, Chordata, Mammalia, Macroscelidea, Macroscelididae. Gene Ontology annotation, molecular function: cytokine binding; growth hormone receptor activity; peptide hormone binding. Gene Ontology annotation, cellular component: external side of plasma membrane; growth hormone receptor complex; cytosol. The record is from RefSeq and is a predicted model, not a curated record. Bases 1 to 1914 code for a protein of 637 amino acids. Gene Ontology annotation, biological process: growth hormone receptor signaling pathway; positive regulation of receptor signaling pathway via JAK-STAT; positive regulation of peptidyl-tyrosine phosphorylation.